Messenger RNA from Scheffersomyces coipomensis, 2694 nucleotides. It is a transcript of the gene FOX2, whose product is annotated as bifunctional hydroxyacyl-CoA dehydrogenase/enoyl-CoA hydratase. Gene Ontology annotation, molecular function: oxidoreductase activity. NCBI's taxonomy places the organism in Eukaryota, Fungi, Ascomycota, Pichiomycetes, Serinales, Debaryomycetaceae. The coding region runs from base 1 to 2694 and encodes 897 amino acids. The record is from RefSeq and is a predicted model, not a curated record. The transcript has a single exon.
AUGUCUCAAUUAUCUUUUAAGGAUAAAGUUGUCAUCAUCACCGGUGCCGGUGGUGGUUUAGGUAAAUACUACUCUCUUGAAUUUGCCAAAAGAGGUGCCAAAGUUGUUGUUAACGAUUUAGGUGGUUCUUUAUCAGGUCAAGGUGGUGAUGCUAAAGCUGCCGAUGUUGUCGUCAAUGAAAUUAAAGCCGCUGGUGGUAUUGCCGUUGCCGAUUACAAUAACGUUCUUGAUGGAGCUAAAAUUGUUGAAACUGCCGUUAAAAAUUUCGGUACUGUUCAUAUUGUUAUCAAUAAUGCUGGUAUUCUUAGAGAUGCUUCAUUUAAAAAAAUGACUGAAAAGGAAUUCCAAUUGGUUUUAGAUGUUCAUCUUAAUGGUGCUUAUCAAGUUACUAAAGCUGCUUGGCCAUACUUUAGAAAACAACAAUAUGGUAGAAUUAUAAAUACUUCAUCUCCUGCUGGUUUAUAUGGUAAUUUCGGUCAAGCUAAUUAUUCCGCUGCUAAAUCUGGUUUAAUUGGGUUUGCUGAAACUUUAGCUAAAGAAGGUGAUAAAUAUAAUAUUAAAGCCAAUACUAUUGCUCCAUUAGCAAGAUCAAGAAUGACUGAAUCAAUCUUACCUCCUCCAAUUUUAGAAAAAUUAGGUCCUGAAAAAGUUGCUCCAUUAGUUUUAUAUUUAUCUCAUGAAGAUAAUGAAUUAUCAGGUCAAAUCUUUGAAGUUGCUGCUGGUUUCUUUGCUCAAAUUAGAUGGGAAAGAUCAGGUGGUAUUUUAUUUAAACCAGAUGCCAGUUUUACUGCUGAAGUUGUGGCUAAAAGAUUUGAUGAAAUUUUAAAUUUUGAUGAUUCUAAAAAACCAGAAUUAUUAAAAAAUCAACAUCCAUUCAUGCUUAAUAACUAUAAUGAAUUAGUUGCCAAUGCUAGAACUUUACCUCCAAACAAUGCUGCUGGUGCUCCAACUGUUUCUUUAAAGAAUCGUGUCGUUUUAAUCACUGGGGCCGGUGCUGGUUUAGGUAAAGAAUAUGCUAAAUGGUUUGCCAAAUAUGGUGCCAAGGUUGUGGUUAAUGAUUUCAAAGAUGCUUCUCAAACCGUUAAUGAAAUCAAAGCUGCUGGUGGUGAAGCUCAUCCUGAUCAUCAUGAUGUUGCUAAAGAAGCUGAAGCUAUUAUUGAAAAUGUUAUUGCUAAAUAUGGUACCAUUGAUAUCUUGGUUAAUAAUGCUGGUAUCUUGAGAGAUAAAUCUUUUGCCAAUAUGUCUGAUUCUGAUUGGUUCUCAGUUCAAAAUGUUCAUUUAUUAGGUACUUAUAACUUGACCAGAUUAGCAUGGCCUCAUUUUGUUAAACAAGGUAGAGGUAGAGUUGUUAAUAUUACUUCUACUUCAGGUAUUUAUGGUAAUUUCGGUCAAGCCAAUUAUUCAUCCGCUAAAGCUGCUCUUUUAGGGUUUACUAAAACUUUAGCUAUUGAAGGUAAAAAGAAUGAUAUUAAAGUUAAUGUUGUUGCUCCUCAUGCUGAAACUGCCAUGACUUUAACCAUUAUGCGUGAAGAAGAUAAGAAUUUAUUCCUUCCAGAUCAAGUUGCUCCAUUAUUAGUUUACUUAUCUUCUGAUGAAGUUCCAGUUACUGGUGAAACUUUCGAAGCUGGUGGUGGUUGGAUUGGUAACACUAGAUGGCAAAGAGCUAAAGGUGCUGUUUCUAAGAGUGAUUCUACUACUGUUGAAUUUGUUAGAGACAAUAUUGCUGCCAUUACUGAUUUCUCAUCCGGUACUCAAAACCCAGCUUCAACUACUGAAUCAUCCAUGGCUAUCUUAGAUGCUGUUGAUCCAGAAGAAGAAGAAGAAGAUGUAGAAGAAGUUGAAGAUGAAGAUGAUGAUGAAGAAGAACCUCUCUUUGUUUAUGGUGAUAGAGAAGUUAUUCUUUACAACAUUGGUCUUGGUGCUACUUCUAAAGAAUUGAAAUAUGUUUAUGAAAAUGAUCAAGAUUUCCAAGUUAUUCCAACUUUUGGUCAUUUAGUUACUUUCAAUUCAAUUAAAUCUCAACUUUCAUUUUCCAAAUUAUUAAGAAAUUUCAAUCCAAUUUUAUUAUUACAUGGUGAACAUUAUAUUAAAUUAGAAAAAUUCCCAGUUCCAACCGCUGCCAAGGUUAAAACUGUUUUCACCCCACUUCAAGUUACUCAAAAGGGUACUAACACCAUUGUGGUUCAUGGAUCCAAAUCUGUUGAUGCUGAUACUGGUGAACCAUUAUUCACUAAUGAAGGUACUUUCUUUAUCAGAAAAUGUGAAGGUGAUACUAAAGUUUAUCAUGAAAGAAGAACUUUUGCUACUUUACCAUUCAAUGCUCCAAACGCUGUUCCAGAUUUCAUCACUGAAGUUAAAAUCUCUGAAGAUAAAGCUUCCUUAUAUAGAUUAUCCGGUGAUAGAAAUCCAUUACAUAUUGAUCCAACUUUUGCUGCUGUGGCUAAUUACGAUAAACCAAUCUUACACGGUAUGUGUACUUAUGGUUUAUCCGCCAAGGCUUUAUUAGAUAAAUUUGGUCCAUUCAAUGAAAUUAAAGCUAGAUUCACUGGUGUUGUAUUCCCAGGUGAAACUAUUAGAGUGUUGGCUUGGAAACAAGGUGAUACUGUUAUUUUCCAAACUCAUGUUGUUGAAAGAGGUACUAUUGCUAUUAAUAAUGCUGCUAUUAAAUUAAUUAGUGAUAAAGCUAAUCUUUAA